CCUGCAUCCUCCCCCAAGCUGACGACACACCCUCUUGAGGAGAAGAAAUGGUAAAGCUUGAUUUUUCUCUUCCUUUCUUGUUUAAUCACAAGAAUUAGGACCUAGAAGCCUCCUGAAGCAAGAAAAAAUCCCAGAUCUAGCUGCCUUCCUCCUCCUCUGCCGUCGAUUUUAGCUUGGUGUGGGUGUGAAUUUUCGGCUUUUCUGUGAUACCCGAUACAUAGGGAGCCGAGGGAGUGACGAGCUAGACGGCUAAGCAUUACAUUGGAUUUAGAUCUUUUGGAGUUAGGCCGCUAGUCUCACAUGGUUGACUCAAAUAACCAUUUUUGUGUACAGAGUUUCCUUGGUUAUAGCCAUGACCGUUUAUAAACUUUUGUAUAUUUGGAAUAGUAAAUUUUUUGAUAAUGGAAAGUUAGAUUUUACUUGAGUUUUAGAUUUGAAUUAUCUGAAUUGGAAAUUAAGAACUCAGUAAGUUCCGAGUCUUGUGCAUUCGUGGGACCCGUUUACGAGUGCACGGCAUCUGUCACGUCUCCGGAUUUGGGUUCUGGGGUGUGACAGAUUUAGUGGUAUCAGAGCCUAGAUGGCUUUGAAACGGCAUGGGCGCCCAAGGAGCAGCCGUAAGGACUCGGGCACUCCUCUGAUCCCAGCUGCCAAUCCCCCUGCCCAAGCUGCUCCUCAGGAGGGAGGGACGAGCAACCCUCAAAUGGCCACUUUCUUUCAGGAAUUUAUGGUGGAGAUAAGAUGCCAAGCAUCUCCUGCCACAAGUGUGCCACCUCCGUCCCCAAUGAUUCCCACCCCGGCGGCCCUUGCUCCUAUUUCUCCUGUUCCUAUCUCUGCUGCUCCUGCUGUGCCUAGCUGGAAGAUUUAUAUUGAAUUCCAGAAGGUGGUGACUAGGAGAUUUGAUGGUACAGCGGGUUUUGAGCAAGUAGGGUCAUGGUUGACCGAGGUGGAAAGGGGGUUCCGCCUACUGAAGGUUUCUGAUGACCUUAAGGUGGAUGUGGGCAGCUAUAUGCUUACAGGUGAUGCAUUAACUUGGUGGGAGACUUAUUUGAAGCUACACCAAGGGGAGCCUGAAUUAAAUCUAAAACAAGGGUCACGUACUGUUGAGCAGUACAAGAAGGAGUUUGACCGCUAUCUGCCUUUUGUGGGUGGUCAAGUCGAGGAUGAGCAAUCCAAAGCUGAUAGAUUUUUGUGGGGCUUGAAUCCUGACAUCUACCUGGCGGUGAAUCAAUUCAAACCUGCCACUUAUAGAGAGGCAGCGGACAGAGCCAUAGAUCAGGAGAAGGCUAUGGCUAGGGUCAAGACACAAGAUCCACAAAAAGUUGGGUCAUCUUUUAAGAAGAGAAAAUUUGAUGAGAGUCGUAGACCCUCAAUCUCUGCACCGCCUAGGUCUAAUACCGACGAGGCUUCUAAAGAGCUAAGGGUUGCCAAGACCGUGGGUCAAGCAUCAGCAGCCCAACGUACUCAACCUGCUCCACCUAUUUGCCACACUUGUGGAAGAGUGGGCCACACCCGCGACCAAUGUCGCGUUUUUACGGGGGCUUGCAACAGAUGUGGCAAGCAGGGACAUCGGGUUGCAAAUUGCCCGCAGCCGGACCCUACAGCUCAGAGUACUCAAACUGCAUCUCCGCAAGGUUCUACGAAUCAGGAGGUGCAGAAACAAAAUAUCAGGGUUAGGACAAGAGCCCAGCAGGCGAGAGUUCACGUGAUGACUCAUCAGGAAGCUGUGGCUACCGACGUAAUCAUGGCCACUUUCGAGUUCUGCUCAUUUUCUUCUUUCACGUCCCCUGCAUCCUCCCCCAAGCUGCCGACACACCCUCUUGAGGAGAAGGAAUGGUAAAGCUUGAUUUUUCUCUUCCUUUCUUGUUUAAUCACAAGAAUUAGGACCUAGAAGCCUCCUGAAGCAAGAAAAAAUCCCAGAUCUA
Rubroshorea leprosula is the source of this 1922-nucleotide messenger RNA. NCBI's taxonomy places the organism in Eukaryota, Viridiplantae, Streptophyta, Magnoliopsida, Malvales, Dipterocarpaceae. The record is from the annotation of a GenBank genome assembly.